Molecule: messenger RNA, 3954 nt
Organism: Agelaius phoeniceus (red-winged blackbird)
Lineage: Eukaryota; Metazoa; Chordata; Aves; Passeriformes; Icteridae
Source: RefSeq, a predicted model, not a curated record
CCGCUGCUGAUACGCCAGCUAUCAGCAUCUGCGCCCUGAGGGAAGUACGGACCAAGGCCCCGCAUUGGCAGCGAUAAAGAGGAGCCCAAACCACACCCGAGGGACACGCGUGCUCUGGAGAGGCGGACCCGAGGAGAGGCCGUGCAGAACAGCUCCCGGGAUAUGUAAACUGCCCUGUGGAUAUGCACAAGGCUCCGUGAAGAUGCAAAGGACAGAGGUAAUGGAAAAGGUGUUUUCCAUACCCCCGAAGGAGAGCAAACGUGUUUCUUACAAAGGGAAGCCGGGAAGCACAACGGGGUGCACGCUACAGGAAGCCGCGGCCUCCGGUGAUAAAUAGGAAAGCCUGGAGCACAGGAUGUGUUUCGGGAGAGCUCGGCGGGACAGCGGGAUGUGACUCCGCUGGUCAUUUGUCCACUUGUCCGGCGGCAUGGCCACGCUCCGGCCGCUCCUGCUGCUGCUGCUGCUGCUGGCCUGGCGCUGCGGAGGGGAGGACGCGGAGGUGCUGUGCGCCGACAGCGCCUGCUACACCCUGCACCGGGAUGAGAGCAACUGGAAAAGCGCCCAGGAGCGCUGCGAGGAUAACGGAGGCAACCUGGCGCCAGUGGGCAGCGCGGGCGAGGCCGAGCGGCUGCGGGAGCUGCUGGCCAGCGCCGGCUGGGCCGGCCCGGCCUGGCUCGGGCUCUCCCUGCCCCGGGGUCACUGCGUGCGGCCGCAGGAGCCGCUGCGAGGCUUCUCCUGGGUGGCCGGAGGCGAGCCGGGCAACUUCUCGCAGUGGGCAUCCGAGCCGGCCGUCACCUGCGUGAGCGCCCGCUGUGUGGCCCUGCGGCCGCCCGGCCCGCACGGCCCCGGCGGCUGGGCCGACCGAGCCUGCCGGAGCACGCUCCCGGCUUUCCUCUGCAAGUUCAGCUUCCAGGGAAUGUGCGGGCUCCUGCCGCUGGCCGGCCGCGGCGAGGUCACCUACGCCACGCCGUUCGGGGUGCGCAGCGCCCGCCUGGCCGCCGCUCCCUUCGGCACGCUGGCCGAGGUGCAGUGCGACAGCGGCCGGGCCUCGGCCUUCGCCGUCUGCAAGGGGCCGCUGGCCGGCGGUGGCUUCGCCUGGCACCCGCCGGGUCCCCUGUGCCCGGUGGACUGCGGGCACCACAACGGGGGCUGCCAGCAGCGCUGCCUGGACGCGCCCGGCGAGCCCCCGCGCUGCGCCUGCCACCCCGGCUUCGUGCUGGCCGCCGACAUGGCCUCCUGCCUUGCCGAGGAUUCCUGCCAUCCCAACCCCUGCCAGGGAUCCUGCCGCCCGCUGCCCGGCGGCUUCAAGUGCGGCUGCGAGCCCGGCUACGCCCUGGCAGCCGACGGCCGCGGGUGCUUGGAUGUGGAUGAGUGCGAGUCGGGGCCGUGCCAGCACCAGUGCCACAACAUUCCCGGCGGCUUCCAGUGCCUCUGCCCGCCCGGCUACCGCCCCGCGGGGCCCGCUGGCCACCACUGCCACGACGUGGACGAGUGUGCCCAGCCCCACGCGUGCCCGCAGCUCUGCAUCAACAUUCCCGGCUCCUUCCGCUGCGCCUGCCGGCCCGGCUUUCAGCGGCAGCCGGGGGGAGAGUCCUGCCUGGAUGUGGAUGAGUGCCUGCGGGAUCCGUGUCCCGGCGCCUGCCACAACUUCCCCGGCGGCUACGAGUGCCUGUGCCCGCCUGGCUCCCUCCGGGACGCGGAUGGCCACGGCUGCAGCCCCGGAGAGGCGAUCCCAAACAGUAUCCCGCAGAGCUCCAGCAUCCCACACAGCUCCAGCAGCAUCCCAGAGAGCUCCACCGUCAUCCCGCGGAGCUCCGGCAGCAUCCCACAGAGCUCCGGCAGCAUCCCACAGAGCUCGGGCAUCCCACAGAGCUCCGGCAUCCCACAGAGCUCCAGCAUCCCCCGCAGCACACGCAUCCCAUGGACCACGAGCAUCCCGCGUUCUCUGGGAAUGCCCACCGCGGGACUGGGGGCCGGCUCGGACGAGCACAGCGCCGACGGCCCGCGGCUGCUGCUCUAUUACAUCGUGGGCAGCCUGGUGGCCAUCCUGCUCCUGCUGGCGUUCGCCCUGGCGCUCGUGGCUUGCAGGAAAAGGGCGGCCAAGAGGGAGAAACCUCCGGCCAAAAACGCGGCCGAUAAUUAUUGCUGGGUGCCCGAGCAGCCCGAGAGCCGCGGGGAGCGCAGCUCUGCUCCAAAAGGCAAAUUCGGAAUUGUUGGAUUGCGUUCCUAAAGGAAGACUGCUCACUUGGAAUUCUCCUGCAGCCCCUUGUGCACUGCUCCCUCUGGAUUUGCCUCGUUCCCCUGGAAAAGGGUUUGAAGUUGGGAUGGAAAAGGGUUUGAAAUUGGGAUGGGAAAGGGUUUGAAGCUGGGAUGGAAAAGGGUUUGAAAUUAGGAUGGAAAAGGGUUUGAAAUUAGGAUGGAAAAGGGUUUGAAACUGGGAUGUGCCUCAGCAGAGCUCGAACAGGCCCCUGCAGGCACAACCAGGGUGGGGUUUUGGGGUUAUGUUAAAAAUCUAUCACCUGAAACCAGGGAAAACUGCUCAUCAUGGAGCCAAGGAAUGGCAUAAAGGUAGGAAAAGCUGUGUUUGGAAUAACCACCUCCUCAUUUCCUGAGUAUCCUGCCUAAAUCCACUUCUAAAAAGAGAAAACAAUGCUCUCCUUCCCAUCAGCCACAUGAGAGGCUGGGCUUUUCCUGUUGGAUCAUUUGUUUUGGGAAGGAUCCUUCCCGGCUCCAGGCUGAGCAUGUUUUCCCUCUCUCCCUGUGUAAGGAACACGCUGGAAUGGGAAUAUUUGCUGAUUAUUCUGUGUAAAACUCGUAACUCCCAAAAAAACUCUCUGGGCCAAGUUGCUCCCCAGGUACUUCCCAAAACUCCUUGAGCCUCUUCCAGCCUUUCCAGCGGGAAUUCUGCCCCAAAUCCUGAAGGGCACACCCAGCAGCACCUCCUCCAUGGUUUAUCCAUGCUAUGAAGGGCUGGAAAAGAUCAGCCACGGGAUUUGAAGAGUCCAGCAGGUUCCUGAAGUUUCUGUUGGAGUUAUUUUGUCCCUGGAGCUGAAUUGCUCCAGGAAUGGGAACAGAACACAAAGGAGUUUGUGGUGGGCAGGGAGCUGCAUCCUGUCAUUCCAUGUGCUGAGCAAAACCCUUUCCUGCUUUUUUUCUUGUCUUGGGGCUCCAUUGUGAGCUGCAAACAGGAAAAAUGGAGCUGAUAGGAAUGCUUUCCAUGUGCUGCUUGAGUUGGGAGAAAGGGAGGGAAUGCAGCAGCAGGAUUCUUGGAAAUCCUGCCGAAAAUUCCCAAAUCCCAAGUCAGCAGAGCAUUGGAAAUAGCUGGAUCAAUGAAGGGAAUCCCAUGUAAUUAUGCUGGAUUGGGGUCUGUGGGAAGUGACAGCCUUGGGGUUUUUUAUGGGAUAUAAGGCUAUAAAAAAAAAGAAAAGAAAAGGUGAGGGUGGAACCAGAGGUGGGAAAUACCUGAGGUGAGUUGUUUAUUCCCCAAAAAUCAAAAUCCUGAUUUCUGUUGAAACCUUUGUGUAUUCCAUUGGGGAAUGAUGAUGGAUCUAGGGGAAGACAGGAAUUUGUGCCAAGGUUUACAUUGGAUUCUCCUUAAUGGAAUAUUUCCUGCUGCAGCAUCCUCCCUCCUGGUGCAAUUCCACCUGGAUCCAGCCUCUCUCAUUUUUCCUGCCACAUCUUGAUCCAUGGCCUCCUUAGGGAGUUGUCCAGGGACUGGUGAAUCCCACAAGUUGGAGCAGGAUAAUUUGGUGCCCUGUCUUCCACAGGAGAUGGGAUGUUCAUCCUGCUCCUUGGAAUUUUUUGUUGUGGAUGAGUGUUUUGCUUUCUCAGAAUGAAACUCUUGGAUUUACAGGAUAAAGUUAUCCCAACACCUCUCCCUGGAUGAAAUUCCAAGAAAACCUGAAUAAAAAUGUGUUUGCAGUGGGUUUUAAUAAAGAUAUUCCUAAAAAUCCA